Coffea eugenioides is the source of this 672-nucleotide messenger RNA. RefSeq lists its product as uncharacterized. The record is from RefSeq and is a predicted model, not a curated record. Bases 1 to 672 code for a protein of 223 amino acids. The transcript has a single exon. Lineage: Eukaryota; Viridiplantae; Streptophyta; Magnoliopsida; Gentianales; Rubiaceae.
AUGGAGGUAGCCGAGCCGAGCUCUCGGUUGUCCGAGGUCAUCACCUAUGGUCCCACUGACCCCGUCCCCGCCGCUUCCAGCAACCACGAAGCCCUCGUGAUCGAGAUCCUCACCAACAACUACAUAGUCAAAAAUGUCUAUGUUGACCCCGGAAGCUCGGUAGACGUCUUGUACUACCGAACCUUCGAGAGUUUGAAACUGACCAGGGAGCAGCUCACUCCGGUCAGGACUCCCCACGUUGGAUUCGGGGGACACGUGGUCCACCCCGAGGGUAUGGUGUCCCUGAUGGUGACCAUCGGGCGUCAUCCCCGUUGCCGGACUAUACCCGUCAACUUCGCGGUAGUCAAGGCAGAUUCUCCCUACAAUAUGUUGAUAGGUCGACCCACGCUCAAUGCCUUGAGGGCUGUGUACUCUACCUAUCACCUGAGUUUCAAAUUCCCGACACCAGCGGGGGUGGCCGAGGUGAGCAGCGACGUGAGUACUGCCCGCGAAUGCUACCUCGCCACCAUCCAAGCCGCAGUCACUCCCCGGACUGCGUCGAAGGCCGAAGAGAAGAGGCCGGCCGUCCUCUCCAUAGACUGCAUCGAUCCUCAGAAGGCGGGAAAGCCCGGCAGGCUGGAACCCGGGGAUGAGGUGGAGCAGGUGGUCUUUGAUGAGAUGAGACCUGACUAA